Messenger RNA from Dufourea novaeangliae, 1127 nucleotides. RefSeq names its product vesicle-associated membrane protein 7 (gene Vamp7). The record is from RefSeq and is a predicted model, not a curated record. The transcript is spliced from 6 exons. Gene Ontology annotation, cellular component: membrane; SNARE complex. Gene Ontology annotation, biological process: vesicle fusion; exocytosis. NCBI's taxonomy places the organism in Eukaryota, Metazoa, Arthropoda, Insecta, Hymenoptera, Halictidae. Bases 84 to 749 code for a protein of 221 amino acids. Gene Ontology annotation, molecular function: SNARE binding; SNAP receptor activity.
GUUGAUUAUAAAAAACGCGGGCAGUUUCGACAAAAAGUGUUGAUUACUUCGUUCGCGUCCCCUGAUUUCGUUAAGCCUUCGCUAUGCCAAUUUUGUAUAGUGUUGUGGCUCGCGGGCCAAUUGUGCUUGCAAAAUAUGCUGCCUGUGAUGGAAACAUGGAAGAAGUCACAGAAAAGAUACUGGCUAUGAUUCCUCCGCAAAAUGAUAAGUUGACAUAUACUCAGGGGCCUUAUCUGUUUCAUUAUAUCUGCGAAGAUAAUAUUAUCUACAUGUGCAUCACAAAUGAUGAGUUUGAAAAAUCCAGAGCAUUCCUAUACCUCUCGGAAAUCAAAAGAAGAUUUAUGGCUGUGUACGGCCAAGGAGCACAUACUGCGAUAGCAUAUGCAAUGAACUCAGACUUUGCUAGAGUUUUAGACAAUGAAAUGAAAUAUUACAGUGAGGCGAAUAAGGAGAUCGAUGUAUUAUCCAAAGUUCAUGGUGAAUUGCAUGAACUGAAAGACAUAAUGGUACAGAACAUUGAUAAUGUGGCCAUGCGCGGAGAACGAUUAGAACUACUCAUAAAUAAAACGGACAAUCUAACUGCUAGUUCGAUUUCGUUUAGAAAAACCAGCAGAAACUUAGCGCGCUCAUUGUUCUGGAAAAACGUUAAAAUCUAUGUGAUAAUGGGCGCUAUUCUUAUUGUUGUCCUGUACGUUAUUGUGUCGAUAUCUUGUGGAGGUCUGGCCUGGCCAAAAUGUGUUGGGAAUUAAUGGACAUACAUAACAUUAAGACAUGUAAUCCGUUUCCCGAAAUAUGAUGGAAAUUCCUCUCGCUACAAUGUAUUGGUCGUUUGGUACGGGGAGGAAUAAUUUGCGAGGAAUCUGAGGAGAGCACGGUGAAAAUUCAAAUUCUUGGUUCACUCUGUACAUAAGAAACUGAUAAUGUUCGAUCCUGCGAUAAGUAUGUAGACAAACAUUGAGUACCGUUAGGAACAUUAUAUAUAGAUAUAAAUAUGUCUAACGCUUAUAUUAUUUUUACUAUAUUACCAAAAAAGAUGUCGAUAUCGUUUAUAUGCUCGAAGCGAUGAUUGCAACUUCAACAUCGCCUAUGUAUAUUGUACUAUAUAAAUGCGUUCUACGAACGAAUAA